AAGACUGUGGGCUCACGCCAUUCUUUAAUCUACCAAGCACGUGCUCGUUCACAGCCGUCCAUUUCUGAUCGAAUGGUAUCCAUGCCGUGCCCGGCUCCUCCAAGACCUUAACCCCACACUCCUCUCCCUCCUCACCCCUCUCCCGGCCGCCGCCGCCGCCGCCGCCAGAGCCGAGGAUGCCGAGCGCCUUCCACUCCCUCCUCCUCCCCCUCAAACGGAAGCGUAAAUCCAAGCACCGCCGGAGCCGCAUUCACCCAAAGGGGAACGAGCCAAGCAAACCCAUUAACCACCUCCCCGUGGGUGCCGCCGCCGGAGACCCGUCCUUCCACCUGAAGAGCUCAACUUCGGCCUCCGCCGCGACCGGCGGCUGUAUCGUCCAGCCGCUCGGCAACCUCCUCCUCUCCGCCUCCCCGCGGGCCAACCUCCGCGACGCGGGCCUCGGCGCGCUCCGCCCGCUCCCGGACGACCUCCUCCUCGACGUCCUGGGUCUCCUCCCUGCGCGGGACCUCGCCGCGCUAUCGGCCGCGUCCAAGGCCCUCUGCGUCGUCGCCUCCCACGACCCGCUCUGGCGCACCCUCGUCCUCGAUGAGCUCGGCGGCGGUUUCGACUUCGCCGGGUCAUGGCGCGCCACCUACAUCGCCGCCGCCUCUGGAGGCCGGGGCCACCUCCCCCCGCGCGUUCUUCAGAUCAAGGGCUUCUACUCCGACUACCUCUUCCAGAGCUGGCUCUGCGCCAACAUGGAGAUGCGGCCCGAGUGGCUGGCCCGGGACAACAUCGAGCGCCGACGCGGCAUGUCCGUGGAGCAGUUCGUGGCCGAAUUUGAGGAGCCCAACAGGCCAGUGCUGCUGGAGGGGUGCCUCGAGAGCUGGCCGGCAUUGCAGAAAUGGACCAGGGAGUAUCUGCUGGAAGUCUCUGCCGGGAAGGAGUUUGCUGUCGGGCCGGUGAGCAUGACACUGGAUAGGUACUUCCGGUAUGCCGACAAUGUGCAGGAGGAGAGGCCAUUGUACCUCUUUGAUGCAAAGUUUGCCGAGAAGGUUCCAGAGAUGGGGAGGGACUACGAGGUGCCGGUGUACUUCAGGGAGGACCUCUUUAGUGUUCUUGGGGAGGAGAGGCCGGAUCACCGGUGGGUUAUCAUUGGACCAGCCGGGUCGGGAUCAUCGUUCCAUGUGGAUCCUAACUCAACAUCGGCAUGGAAUGCUAUCAUCAAGGGGGCCAAGAAGUGGGUGAUGUUCCCACCCGAGGUUGUGCCACCAGGCGUCCACCCGAGCGUGGAUGGAGCAGAGGUCACUAGCCCUGUUUCUAUCAUGGAGUGGUUCAUGAACUUCUAUGGGGCUUGUAAGACCUGGGAGAAGAGACCCAUCGAGUGCGUCUGCAGGGCUGGGGAGGUUGUUUUUGUGCCUAAUGGAUGGUGGCAUUUGGUGAUCAAUCUUGAGGAGUCCAUUGCCAUUACCCAGAAUUAUGUGAGCAGGAGGAAUUUGUUGAACGUUCUUGACUUUCUCAAGAGGCCCAACGCAAGCGAGCUUGUCUCAGGAACCAAGGACAGGGUGAACCUGCAUGACAAGUUCCGUGAUUCCAUAAACACAACUUACCCCGGCAUGAUCAAUCAGCUUGAACUUGAGGCGCAGCAGAAGGCCGCUGCUCGGAAGAAGAAAGCAUCGUUCUGGGAUUCUGCUGUCGACGCCAACACCGGAGGAUUCAAGUUCUCUUUCUGAAUUUCGCGGCAGCUAGGUCUGCGAUCCUCAUACUUGAUCCGCUUUUCUUGGCAAGAGUUCUGCAAUUUUGUGGUUCCAUUUCUCAUAGAGCAGUCAAUUUCGAUGUGCUCCGAGAGAACCUGAAUGGACAAGGUUUCGUGAGCUUUCGCAUUGAAGUGUUCACAAGGAACCUGGCUAACUGAUUCUCUGGUUUGUGCAAGGCUACGAGCUGAGCGGUCAUAUUAAUGGCAUCCUAAAUUUUGAAAUAAUUUAGUCCAAGAACAAUUACAUCGUUGUUGUAGCAUGUAACUUAUUAUGUCCUGAUACAACUGAGGAUUGUUUUUUGAAGGAAUUAAGUCCCAAGAACAAGUACAUUGUUGUUGUACCAUGUAACUUAUAUCCCGAAACAAUUGAGAAUUGGCUUUACCAAAAAAAAAAAAAACAAUUGACCUUUGGCCUUCUA
Phragmites australis (common reed) is the source of this 2154-nucleotide messenger RNA. Its product is annotated as arginine-specific demethylase JMJ22. Gene Ontology annotation, molecular function: protein binding; cis-regulatory region sequence-specific DNA binding. The record is from RefSeq and is a predicted model, not a curated record. The transcript has 2 exons. The coding region runs from base 177 to 1712 and encodes 511 amino acids. Lineage: Eukaryota; Viridiplantae; Streptophyta; Magnoliopsida; Poales; Poaceae. Gene Ontology annotation, cellular component: nucleus.